Aureobasidium melanogenum CBS 110374 is the source of this 1698-nucleotide messenger RNA. RefSeq lists its product as uncharacterized. The transcript is spliced from 2 exons. Gene Ontology annotation, molecular function: calcium ion binding; calcium-dependent phospholipid binding. The record is from RefSeq and is a predicted model, not a curated record. Bases 1 to 1698 code for a protein of 565 amino acids. Lineage: Eukaryota; Fungi; Ascomycota; Dothideomycetes; Dothideales; Saccotheciaceae.
AUGUCAGAACAACAACUUCUCGGUGCGUUCUCCUCGGCUCUGGGAGACGCUGACAAUGAGAGCACAUUCGCUUGUGGGGGACACAUUCCGGUCAUUCUCAGUCCAUCAAACCUUUCUGAGAACAGCAGAAACGAUAUUAAAUCUCAAGUCUACGAUCAAGUCAUCACGACCAAACGGGUCACGAUUCGCUAUGGGCCCUAUGGCCAGGGCGAAAUCCUGAGGCUUCCAACCAAUACAACCAACGACCCAGCAUUUCUGAACCUCAUCAGUACGUGUGAGCCCGCUACUUUCGGUCGCGGUGGCAAGGAUGUGUAUGAUGAACAGUAUCGCAAAGCAAUCAAGUUGGAUACAGACGACUUUCUUACUGAUUUCAGCCCUUACGAAACUGGCAUCAUCGACAUUGUUCAACAGCUUCUGAUGCCGUCGGUCAAGCGCAAAGUGACAGAAACAGUUCCUGGAGAGUUGCAGGAGAUUACGCCCGCCAUCAAUGCCGACGCCGAACUCCUUCAUGCUGCGGUGGAGGGAUCUUCAGAACUUGACUCGAUGACCCUCACAGAGAUACUAACCUCACGUUCGCCUGAGCACCUUUCCUCGAUCAUGAAGUUGUACAUGACGAGAUACCAGCAAGGUCUUGACGAAGUCCUGGAACAAAGGCUUGAGGGCGCCGACCUGGUCCUUCUGGACAUACUGGCAGAAGCUCAUUCAUCAGAUGACGAAGGUGACGACAGCACUCAGUCUGCUGAGAUGAGCUUGGGGAUUAGAGCUGAACUUUACAAGCUCAACAUCUACAGCAGACCUUCCGGUAAAUUCAAAGCGCACGUAGAUACUCCCCGGAGCGAGACUCAAAUUGGCAGUCUCGUUGUGUGCUUGCCCUCUGAGUUCGAGGGCGGCGUUCUGUCUGUUUCUCAUCAGGCAAACACUGUUAAAUUCGACUGGUCGGCGUCUUCCUCGACUAAUCACAUGCCAUGCAUCCAAUGGGCAGCAUUCUAUUCUGAUUGCUCUCACGAGGUACAGGAAGUCACUGCUGGUCACCGUGUCACCUUGACUUACGACUUGUAUGCUUCGCGCGGGAGUGGCUCUCUGGCUGGAAAGAAGCACAGCAUGGAUGCUGCACGCCUUCCAACGUACCAACCACUUGUCGAUCUUCUCAGAUCUUGUACUUUCAUGGUUGAGGGCGGAUCCAUGGCGAUUGGACUUGCCCAUGCUUAUCCUUAUACACACGCACUCUUGCAUCGACAUUUGCCCGGGGCUCUUAAAGGAGCAGACAUGAUGCUUUACGAGGUCUUACUGGCAUUGAAUCUCCGCGCUGAGUUAGUCCGUGUGAUGGACCUCUCUGAGGAGUAUGCCGACAUGCGUGACCGUGACGCUCAAUUCCAUAACAGCGAUGCAAGUGAUAAUGAGUCUUGUGACGGAGCAAGCGGGGACACCUUCUACCAGCUUGGAUUCGAGCCGAUGAAAAUUUCCGAUGAGAUGAUAGAGAAUUAUGACUUGGUGGAAAAGAUUGGAUGGGAUCGUCUCGGACCUGUGCUUUGGAUCAGACAUCCUCGGGACUCUCAACUAGAGAUGGCGUAUCUCGCAUACGGAAACGAAGCAUCCAUGGUGACUAAAUACAGCAGUGCUGCUAUCGUUGUCAGCGUUCCCACCCUGCAACAGAGGUUACGCAUGCUUGCAAAUAAUGCCAUGGGGCUAUCGACUUGA